AUGGCUUCUUUUAUUCUACGUAGAAAUAUAGUAAGUCGACAUUUGAAAAGACCAUUCUAUCACAACAAGCGUAAUGCUGGAUACGUAGUUUUAAUUCCAGAAAUUGGUGAAGAUGCAGAUAAAAACAUACUACUUUCAGACAAUGGCUUGCCAGAGUUCAAUGAUAUAAGUAUAGAGAAAUGUAUUGCUGCUAUAAGCAAGCAGAGUAUGGAAUACGAAAGUGGUGUGAAACAGAUAGAACAGUCAACGGCGGAUUGCAGGAAUGCUUUUGUAGAAAUAUUUCAGCCUUUAGAGAAGCUUGAUAGCCAAUUAGAGUUGACAUGGGGAAUGGCUAAAACACUAUACCUUGGCAACAGUUCUCUCAUGCCGACAAAGUCCUAUAUACAAAUACACGAGAGGGCCCACAAAGCUCGCUCAGCUAAAUUUAACAGUGUACCCAUCUACCAUGCGGCGGUAAACGAGAAAAACCGUCUGAAGAAUCUUACAGAUGAAGAACAGCGUCUGCUCGAUAAAUACAUAUUGGAGGGUAGGCUAAACGGUUUAGAUGUCAAAGGUACAAAACGCGACAGGCUGCACAGCGUUUUAAGCGAGUUGCAGAAGGAGAGACAACUAUUCCGCGACAAGGUUAACGUGGCCACCAAGGUGUUCAAAAGCACAAUUAAUGACGAGCAAAUCAUAAAAGAGUUUCCGGAAAGUCUCGCGAAAAUCAUGUCGGUGAAUAACGACGCGAGUAAAGGCCCUUGGAGGGUGACACUGCAGCCAUAUAUUUACGAGCCCUUCAUGCAGUACUGUCCAGACAGAACUCUCAGAUGGAACGCGUGGCAGGGGUACAACCAGCGCUGCUCCACCUACGUUAAUAAGGAUUUCGAAACGAGCACGGUCGUCGAGAAGAUCCGCAGCCUGCGACAGGAGCAAGCGGCGAUCCUCGGCUUCGACACCUUCGUCGACAUGAGUAUGGAAACGAAAAUGGCCGGUUCUGCGGAGAACGUGACCAACACCCUCGACAGCCUCCUGGAGAGCGCCCGCCCGAUGCAGGACACCGAGCUGGAACAGCUGCAGAGUUUCGCGAACGAGCGCGGCUUCAACAAGAAGCUCGAGCACUGGGACGUGCCCUACUGGCAGAGGAAGCAGAAGUUCACCCUGUACGAGUUUGACGAGGACAGAAUACGCGAGUACUUCCCGCUGCCGAAGGUGGUCAACAGCCUGUUCAACCUGUGCGGCACGCUGUUCAACGUCGAGAUAGUCGAGCGCCCCAACGUGCACACGUGGCACAGGGACGUCAAGUUCUACGACGUGUUCGACGGUUCGCGCGGCGGCAACGGCCCCGCCGCAAGCUUCUACUUCGACCCGUACGCGCGCCAGGACGAGAAGAUACGCGUACACGACGACGCCGGCUGGCACAUAUCGAUACGCAACAAGUGCACCGCCACCGCCUCGACGCCGCUCUCCGCCCUAAUAUUCAACUUCCAAGCGCCCGCCGAGGGGAGGCAGUCGCUGCUGACCUUCAACGAGGUGGGCGUGCUGUUCCAGCGGUUCGGCCACUCGCUGCGCCACCUGCUGACGAGGGCGAACUACUCGGAGGUGGCGGGCCUGUCGAACGUCGAGUGGGACGCGGCCGAGGUCUGCGGCCACGUGAUGACGCACUGGCUCCACGACCCGCACACGUUGAGCGCGCUCAGCGGCCACCACGCCACCGGCGAGCCGCUGCCCGACUCGGUGGCCCAGAACCUCGGGAAGGUCAGACGCCACAUGUCCGGCUACAACCUCUGCAGGGAGCUGUACCUGUCGCGUUUGGACCUCGAGCUGCACUCCACGAAGGCCUUCUGGCGGGACGUGGUCCGCGAGCUGUGGCCGAAGUACCACGCGAUACCAUACGACAAGCACGACGCCCACCCGUUGUCCUUCGUCUACAUCUUCUCCGGGGAGUGGGGUGCGGCGUACUACUGCCACUUGUGGUCGAGGAUGGUGGCGGCGGACAUCUACGGCGCGUUCGACGAGGCGAGGGCGGGCGGUGACCUACUGGCGGUGGGCCGCAGGUACAGGGAGACGUUUCUGGCGGAGGGUGGCGCCUGCCACCCAGGGGAGCUGUUCCGGAGGUUCCGCGGCAGGGACCCCUCGCCGCACGCCCUUCUCAACAGCCUCGGGCUGCCGAGGAAGCUGGCUGAAGAC
Messenger RNA from Iphiclides podalirius (scarce swallowtail), 2169 nucleotides. Lineage: Eukaryota; Metazoa; Arthropoda; Insecta; Lepidoptera; Papilionidae. The record is from the annotation of a GenBank genome assembly.